AUGCUUACUCCGCUUCUUAGCAUUAAUCGUACAUUAACAACCGCUGUAAGAUGCAAACGGCGGGUUGUAAUUACAGGAAUGGGGGUAAUUUGUCCCCUUGGAGUAGGUUUACAGAAUGCCUGGCAAGCUCUAAUUGAUUCUAAAUCAGGUAUCACCAAGUUAACUAACCCAGAUUAUGACAAAUUACCUUGUAAAGUUGGUGCAUUAGUACCAAAAGGAAGUAGUCCUAAUGAGUUAAAUAUAGAUUCAUAUUUUACAAAAAGUGAAUUACGCACAAUGUGUCCAGCCACUGCUUAUGCCUUGAUAGCUACACAGGAAGCAUUAGAUGAUGCAAAUUGGAAACCAAAAGAUGAAAUAGAUAAACAAGAUACAGGAGUAGCUAUAGGAAUUGGAAUGAUAGAUUUGGUUGAUGUAUGUACAACAUAUGAAGCCUUAAAAAAAGGAUAUAACAAAAUUAGUCCUUAUUUUGUACCAAGGAUAUUACCAAAUAUGGCUGCAGGACAAAUUAGUAUCAAAUAUGGGUUUCGUGGACCAAAUCAUUCUGUAUCAACAGCAUGUGCAACUGGGGCACAUGCAAUUGGUGAUGCAUUUCGCUUUAUUCGGGGUGGAGAAACAAGUGUAAUGAUAUGUGGUGGAGCAGAAGCAUGUAUCAGUCCUCUUGCUGUAGCUGCUUUUUGUAGACUUAGGGCUUUAAGUACUAACAAAAAUGAUUUUCCAUAUGAAGCAUCACGACCAUUUGAUAAAGAUAGAGAUGGAUUUGUCAUGGGAGAAGGUUCUGCUAUACUAGUAUUAGAAGAAUUAGAUCAUGCACUUGAAAGAAAAGCUAGAAUAUAUGCAGAAGUGCUAGGAUAUGGUUUAUCUGGUGAUGCAGCACAUUUGACUGCACCUAGUGAAGAUGGUACUGGUGCUAUAUUAGCUAUGGACAGAGCAGUGAAAGAUGCUGGUAUAGAAACUGUAGAAAUUACUUUUAUUAAUGCACAUGCAACUUCAACUCCCUUGGGUGAUGCUAUUGAACUAAAAGCAAUAGAAUCGUUUAUGGGACAACAUAGUAAAAAUGUAACUGUCUCCAGUACAAAAGGUGCUCAUGGUCAUUUACUAGGAGCAGCAGGAAAUUUAGAAGCUGUUUUUACCAUUUUAGCAGUAAAAGAAGGUAUCAUCCCACCAACGUUAAAUUUACAUAACUUAGAUAUAAAAACAUGCUUAAAUUUUACUCCCAAUGUAAAAAAACAUUGGAAUGGGAUUUCCAGACGUGUAGCUUUAAAAAAUGCCUUUGGUUUUGGAGGAACAAAUGCAUGCUUAUGUUUUGCUCAAUAUAAUGAAUGAAUUAACCAUUAAAGUAGAACUAUUCUGAAAAAAACAU
This is a messenger RNA of Habropoda laboriosa, 1360 nucleotides long. RefSeq names its product 3-oxoacyl-[acyl-carrier-protein] synthase, mitochondrial. The record is from RefSeq and is a predicted model, not a curated record. The transcript is spliced from 3 exons. NCBI's taxonomy places the organism in Eukaryota, Metazoa, Arthropoda, Insecta, Hymenoptera, Apidae. Gene Ontology annotation, molecular function: 3-oxoacyl-[acyl-carrier-protein] synthase activity. Gene Ontology annotation, biological process: fatty acid biosynthetic process. The coding region runs from base 1 to 1323 and encodes 440 amino acids.